CCGGUAGCUACUAGCUAGCUACAAGCAGAAGGCAUGACGAGGUAGGUGGUUAUGUUCACGUUAACGGCUUUUAGAAAAUAUCGAAAUUGUAUUGUGCAGUGUUUGCAAGUGUCGCUUCUCAGAUCUCAUUUAAGUAUUAAUAAAAAGAUGCCGUUUUUUCGCUAUCCUGAUGUGCGAAGAGAUAACCGGGUCAUAGAUGUAUAUCAUGGGAUACCGGUAGCCGACCCAUACCGUUGGCUUGAAAAUCCCGACUCCGAAGAAACUAGAGAAUUUAUAGAGAAACAGAAUGCGAUGACCACUCCAUAUAUUGACAGUUGCGAGUUUAAGCAGUCGAUCAUAGAAUGUUUGACAAGUGUGUGGAAUUAUCCGAAAGUGUCGUCGCCUCAACUACAUGGUACAAAGUACUAUCAGUUGAAGAACAGCGGUUUGCAAAACCAGAGCGUUAUGUACAAGUUUGAGCAGCUAAAUGGUCGAGGCCAAAUAUUCCUAGAUCCCAACACAUUCUCCGAAGACGGGACGGUGGCAAUGGUUGCCUAUAUGUUUUCGUUAGAUGGAAAAACCUUGGCAUAUGGUGUUAGUACUAGCGGUCAAUUACUAUUAAAGCUAAACGCAUAUCUAGACCAAACAGGAAAGACUGACGGUUCCGAAACCGAAACAAGUACAAACCAAAAGCUUUAUUGUCAUAAAUUAGGAACUCCGCAAUCGGAAGAUGUCGUUAUUGUAGAAUUCGAUGAUCCGGAGAUACGAUGUCAAACAACCAUUAGCGACUGCAGAGAGUAUCUGGUGCUAACCCCCGUCAAAGGUUGUAAAAAUAACUUGUUAAGUUUUUGCCAUUUAAAGGAUGUAACUACUAUUACGGGAAAAUUACCCGUUACACCUAUUGUAACAGAGUUUAAAAGCGAUUUUGAGUUUGUCGCAAAUAACGGAAGUAAAUUUAUUUUUUUGACUAACCACAAUGCGCCCAAUUACCAACUAAUUGAGAUUGACUUCAAUAAUUAUGCGGAAGAAAACUGGAAAGUGGUGAUACCAGAACAUUCUAGGGACGUUUUAGAUUGGGCAAAGCCUAUUAACGGUUAUUUUAUAGUAACUUGUUAUAUACGGGACGUCAAGGAUACUCUUUCAUUGUACUCAAUGGAUAAUUACCAAAAAGUACUCGAGUUUCCACUUCCUCAUGGAAGUGUGAGUGGAUUUUCCGGCAAACGUGAUGACAGCAGGAUGUUUUUCGGAUUCACGUCAUUCCUCAUACCAUAUGACAUCUAUACAGUUGAUUUUACUGAAGAGCCACUAAAUUUAGUUAAAUGGCAUCAAACUGUAUUGCCCAACUUUAACCCAGAUAAUUAUAUCUGUAAACAGGUAUUUUACUCUGCUAUAGAUGGAACACAAAUCCCCAUGUCUAUCGUGCACAAAAAGAAUUUAGUGAUGGAGGGAGAGAACCCGUGCCUUUUGUAUGGUUAUGGAGGGUUUAACGUUACCAUUGGCCCAAGCUUUUCUGUGUCCAGACUGGUUUUCAUGGAUAAAUUCAAUGGGAUUUUCGCUGUUGCCAACAUUCGUGGAGGCGGUGAAUAUGGAGAAAAAUGGCAUAACGCGGGCCGCUUUAAGAAUAAGCAACUCGUGUUUGAUGAUUUUCAACGAGCGGCAUGGUACCUGAUAGACAAGGACUACACUUGCUCCGAGAAAUUAACUAUUCAGGGGGCAUCAAAUGGUGGUUUGCUGGUAGCUGCCUGCAUCAAUCAGCAACCUUAUUUGUACGGAUGUGCUUUAUGUUUAGUGGGGGUGUUAGACAUGUUGCGCUACCAUAAAUUUACCAUUGGAUACGCAUGGAAGUCAGACUAUGGAUGUUCCGAUGACGCUGGCCAAUUUGAUUAUUUGUUUAAAUACUCCCCACUACACAAUAUUAAGCGACCGACAGAGAAAGGAAUAGUGGAAUAUCCUGCCACCUUGCUGCUAACUGGUGACCAUGACGAUAGAGUAGUCCCCUUGCAUUCAUAUAAGUUUAUUGCGGAACUACAAUAUAAGGUUGGCCAAUCAUAUGAUCAGACGAAACCGUUACUCAUACGUAUUGAUACGAACUCUGGGCAUGGUGCUGGAAAACCAACAUCUAAGCUGAUCGAGGAGCAGGCAGAGAUGUUGUGUUUCAUGCAAAAAUCUUUAAAUUUACAGUAUUUCGAUUAAAAUUUUGUAAAAUUUGUGUUUAUACGUUGAUUGUUUAAAUGUGUUAAUAUUUCUACCAAAUUGUAAUACAAUGCGCCUAUGUUAAUGUGAAAAUCAAAGUUAAAUUUCUUAAUAAAUUUUCUACACCAUUUGUUCAUAAGCA
Molecule: messenger RNA, 2314 nt
Organism: Photinus pyralis (common eastern firefly)
Lineage: Eukaryota; Metazoa; Arthropoda; Insecta; Coleoptera; Lampyridae
Product: prolyl endopeptidase
Exons: 14
Coding region: 52-2172 (706 amino acids)
Biological process (GO): proteolysis
Cellular component (GO): cytosol
Molecular function (GO): serine-type endopeptidase activity; oligopeptidase activity
Source: RefSeq, a predicted model, not a curated record